Molossus molossus (Pallas's mastiff bat) is the source of this 2341-nucleotide messenger RNA. It is a transcript of the gene SLC27A1, whose product is annotated as solute carrier family 27 member 1. Bases 328 to 2268 code for a protein of 646 amino acids. Gene Ontology annotation, molecular function: long-chain fatty acid-CoA ligase activity; long-chain fatty acid transmembrane transporter activity; fatty acid transmembrane transporter activity. Gene Ontology annotation, cellular component: mitochondrial inner membrane; plasma membrane. NCBI's taxonomy places the organism in Eukaryota, Metazoa, Chordata, Mammalia, Chiroptera, Molossidae. Gene Ontology annotation, biological process: response to cold; long-chain fatty acid import into cell; phosphatidic acid biosynthetic process. The record is from RefSeq and is a predicted model, not a curated record. The transcript has 13 exons.
GCCUGGUCGAAUAACUGGGAAGGAUUUGGGUUUAUGGUGUGGACAAGUGGAGCCCAGGUCUUGGGGCUAAGGUGUGAGAGGGUCUGGACACCCAUAGCUAGGUCAAAGCAUUGGGCGGGGCUUGACAGUGACUGACAGGGUGGAAGAGCUGUGUGUGGGGCGUGACCUGUACUGUGUACUAAUAAUUGGCAGAGAGGUGUGGGCUGGGCUAGGAGCAAGGAGGCCUGUGCCCAACAUGGGAGAGGACGGAAUCCUGGCCCGGGGGGGCGGAGUUUGGCCCGGACGUAGCUAAUCCCAGACCUGGGGCAGGGUCUGGUUCGGAGCAGGAUGCGGGCUCCUGGUGCGGGCUCGGCCUCCGUGGCUUCGCUGGUACUGCUGUGGCUGCUGGGGCUGUCGUGGACCUGGAGCGGAGUGGCGGCCCUCUGCGUGUACGUGGGCGGCGGCGGCUGGCGUUUCCUGCGCAUCGUCUACAAGACCGCGAGGCGGGAUCUGUUUGGCCUCUCUGUGCUGAUCCGAGUGCGCCUGGAGCUGUGGCGGCACCAGCGAGCCCGCCACACUAUCCCAGGGAUUUUCCAGGCAGUGGCACGGCAGCAGCCUGACCGGCUGGCCCUGGUGGAUGCAGGCAGCGGCGUGCACUGGACCUUCGCGCAGCUGGACGCCUACUCUAAUGCUGUAGCCAAUGUCUUCCACCACCUGGGCCUUGUGCCAGGUGAUGUGGUAGCUAUCUUUAUGGAGGGCCGGCCAGAGUUUGUGGGGCUUUGGCUGGGCCUGGCCAAAGUGGGCGUGGAGGCUGCUCUGCUAAAUGUCAACCUGCGGCGUGAGCCCCUUGUCUUCUGCCUGGGCACUUCGGGUGCCAAGGCCCUCAUCUUCGGAGGGGAAUUGGCAACGGUGGUGGCUGAGGUGAGUGGACAGCUGGGGAAGAGUCUGCUCAAGUUCUGCUCUGGAGACUUGGGUCCUGAGGGCCUAUGGCCAGACAUCCAGCUCCUAGACCCGCUGCUGAAGGAGGCAUCCACGGCCCCCCUGGCCCAGUCCCCUAGCAAGGGCAUGGAUGAUCGACUCUUCUACAUCUACACCUCAGGGACCACGGGGCUACCCAAGGCUGCCAUUGUCGUGCACAGUAGGUACUACCGCAUCGCAGCCUUUGGCCACUAUGCCUACAGCAUGCGGGCAUCAGACGUGCUCUAUGACUGCCUGCCCCUGUAUCACUCUGCAGGGAACAUCAUGGGUGUGGGACAGUGUCUCAUCUACGGGAUGACCGUUGUCCUCCGCAAGAAGUUCUCAGCUAGCCGCUUCUGGGAUGACUGCGUCCAGUACAACUGCACGGUGGUCCAGUACAUUGGGGAGAUCUGCCGCUACCUGUUGAAGCAGCCAGUGCGCGAGGCAGAGGGGCAGCACCGGGUGCGCCUGGCUGUGGGCAAUGGGCUGCGGCCUGCCAUCUGGGAGGAGUUCACCCAGCGCUUCCGUGUGCGCCAGAUCGGUGAGUUCUAUGGAGCCACCGAGUGCAACUGCAGCAUCGCCAACAUGGAUGGGAAGGUGGGCUCCUGUGGCUUCAACAGCCGCAUCCUGCCCCAUGUGUACCCCAUCCGGCUGGUGAAGGUCAAUGAGGACACCAUGGAACUACUGCGGGAUGCCCAGGGUCUCUGUAUCCCAUGCCAGGCUGGGGAGCCCGGCCUCCUUGUGGGCCAGAUCAAUCAGCGGGACCCGUUGCGUCGCUUCGAUGGCUACAUCAGUGAGAGUGCCACCAGCAAGAAGAUUGCCCAUAGUGUCUUCUGCAAGGGUGACAGUGCCUACCUCUCAGGUGAUGUGCUGGUGAUGGAUGAACUGGGCUACAUGUACUUCCGAGACCGCAGUGGGGACACCUUCCGCUGGCGUGGGGAGAACGUCUCCACCACCGAGGUGGAGGGUGUGCUGAGCCGCCUGCUGGGCCAGACAGAUGUGGCCGUGUAUGGGGUAGCUGUGCCAGGAGUAGAAGGCAAAGCAGGCAUGGCGGCCAUCGCAGACCCCAAUGGCCAGCUGAGCCCCAAUGCACUAUACCAGGAGCUACAGAAGGUGCUAGCACCCUAUGCCCGGCCCAUCUUCCUGCGCCUCCUGCCCCAGGUGGACACCACAGGCACCUUCAAGAUCCAGAAGACACGGCUGCAGCACGAAGGCUUUGACCCAUGCCAGACCUCGGACCGGCUCUUCUUCCUGGACCUGAAGCAGGGACACUACCUGCCCCUGGACCAGGGUGUCUACAGCCAAAUCUGCUCGGGCUCCUUCUCCCUUUGAAGCUCCUCUGCUGGCCAGAGACUCCUGGCCAGUCCUCUCAAGCGAGGUGGGCUAGAGCCAGACAGCUCUGCCC